This is a messenger RNA of Maudiozyma barnettii, 435 nucleotides long. RefSeq names its product U4/U6-U5 snRNP complex subunit DIB1 (gene DIB1). The record is from RefSeq and is a predicted model, not a curated record. Bases 1 to 435 code for a protein of 144 amino acids. Gene Ontology annotation, biological process: mRNA splicing, via spliceosome. NCBI's taxonomy places the organism in Eukaryota, Fungi, Ascomycota, Saccharomycetes, Saccharomycetales, Saccharomycetaceae. The transcript has a single exon. Gene Ontology annotation, cellular component: spliceosomal complex; U4/U6 x U5 tri-snRNP complex; U5 snRNP.
AUGAGUAGUCAUUUAUUAAAUGAUCUACCUACUGGCUGGCACGUAGACCAGGCUAUUGUUACUGAGAAAGAGCGUCUUGUUGUGAUACGAUUUGGACAAGAGAAUGACCGCCAAUGUGUUUUAAUGGAUGAACUGCUGUAUUCCAUUGGUGGUAAAGUAAAGAAUUUUGCAGUGAUAUAUACUUGUGAUAUAACACGGGUGCCUGAUUUUAAUGAGAUGUAUGAAUUGACAGAUCCAAUGUGUGUGAUGUUUUUCUAUGGAAAUAAGCAUAUGAUGUGUGAUUUUGGUACAGGUAAUAAUAAUAAGAUGAACUUUGUCAUAGAUGAUGAACAAGAGAUGAUCGAUAUCUUAGAGACGAUAUUUCGUGGAGCCAGAAAGAACAAGGGUUUGGUAAUUUCACCGUAUGAUUACAAUGACAAACGUGUGGAAGAUUGA